AUGUCCGCCACCUCCUUGCCAACAAAUGUCCACAUAUCCCGGCAUCCAUGCGUGCAAGCAAAGCUUUCACAGCUGAGAUCGACCAAAGCCGGUGCCCGCGAAACCAGGGCUUUGUUGCACGAGAUAUCAACCAUUAUAGCGGUCGAAGCCACAGCAGCUGGGUUGACUGUGAGGGAUGGACCCAUUGAGAAAACCACUCUUGGCUAUGAAUAUACCACAUCUACGGUAGCCCCAGAGUCAAUAUCCCUCGUCCCAAUUCUGAGAUCAGGUCUUGGCAUGCUCGAUGCCAUCCAAACCGUCCUUCCAGAACCAGUUCCCGUCCACCACCUCGGGCUUUUCCGCGAGCCCACCACCCUCUCCCCCGUCGAAUACUACAACAAUCUGCCCUACCAUAUCCCGGCUGCUGGCUCUCCAUCGGCAGCUCCAGCUCGCAACUCAUCUUCCUCGAAACUCGCGAUCCUGCUCGACCCCGUCAUUGCUACGGGUGGUACAUGUGCCGCGGCCAUUCAAACGCUACGAGAAUGGGGUGUUGAGAAAUUGAUUGUGCUGGCUGUUUUGGGAGCUCUCCCGGGGGUGGUGCGAGCAGCAGCGGAAUGGCCGGAGGGAACAGAGAUAUGGCUUGCGGGGUUGGACAAUGAUGUUAAUGAGAAAGGGAUGAUAUGUCCAGGCUUCGGAGAUGUGGGUGAUAGGUUGUUCCUGACUAUUGGGAAGUAG
This is a messenger RNA of Pseudogymnoascus destructans, 714 nucleotides long. RefSeq lists its product as uncharacterized. The coding region runs from base 1 to 714 and encodes 237 amino acids. The record is from RefSeq and is a predicted model, not a curated record. The transcript is spliced from 3 exons. NCBI's taxonomy places the organism in Eukaryota, Fungi, Ascomycota, Leotiomycetes, Thelebolales, Thelebolaceae.